AUGGUAGAUGAAGAAUUACAUUUUAAAACUAUUUUGAGGAGGAAGAAUGCUGCAAAAGCCAGAAUUUAUAGAAAGAGUGUUAUUGAUGACAAGAAAUCUAAGAGGUUGAAAACUGCUCUAAAAGAAAACGGUACAUUUGAUAAAAGACGCGGCAAUGACUCAACAACUUUGAGGAUACCACUAUCAGAACUUUUGCCAAACAUACUAAAUGACGGUCGUGGUAUAGCCAACGUUGAAGUAAGUCGUCAACUUCAUUCGUCCUUAAAGACUAAGCCAAGUACCAAUAAUAAUAUCAGAUCAAAAAGGAUAUCAAGCAGAAACAUUACCAAAUUAGGAGUUAACUUAUCUAAGAGGUUUGACAAUACAUUUGCUACAACAACAUCAAACCAAGAUCCAAUACUAGAAUUGCAACUCAAUGAGCUUUUUGCAUCUGAUAGUGGAGACGAUAAAAUGAAUGAUGAAUCUGACGGUUACAGUUCAGCAACAAAUUCAAGUUUUGAUGAAGAUGAAAUGUCUAAUGGAACAGAUGCUAUGGAAACUUUUGAAAUUAAAUCAGGAGGGUAUUAUGAUAUAGGGGAUCUUGUCAUUGAAUGUCAAUAUGUUGGUGCUAAUAUGUGGUAUUCGGAAAGGAAAAACAAAUGUCGUCAUGCGUCCAAUCCUAAAUUUUCCAUGUGUUGUGGAUCAGGAAAAGUUCAGUUACCUUUGUUAAAACCCGCUCCUGAAGUUCUACAACAUCUGUUUUUUGACAACGAAUCAUGUGAAUCAAAAAAAUUCCAACAACAAAUUCGAAUGUACAACGUUAUGUUUGCAUUUACAUCUCCCGGUGCGAAAGUAGACAAUCGAUUUAAAAACGGUAGAUGUCCUCCCAAUUUUCGUAUCCAAGGUCAAUCAUGUCACCGAAUAGGAAGCAUGUUACAGAUGCCAGGUCAAAAUCCACGAUUUGCACAACUAUAUGUUUAUGACACUGAGAAUGAAAUUGAAAACAAAAUGCAUGGAUUCAGGUCAAAAAGUGGAGUUGAUGUUAAUAUUGUGAGAAAACUAUCUGAAAUGUUAUAUGAACAUAAUGUUCAUGCACAAUCAUUUCGCAUGGCAAAUGACAGACUUUGUGAAGAAGGUGUUUCUGAUUUAAAACUUUGUUUAAUAUCUGAACGAAGAAAUGAUGGAAAGAUAUAUAAUCAACCAAUUGUAUCCGAAGUAGCUGCUUUAAUUGUUGGAGAUGUCGACACUGCAGAAAAAAGAGACAUUAUAGUGCAAAAACAAUGUGGCGAACUUCAAAGGAUAGAUGAGUAUCAUACCAGUUAUUUAGGAUAUCAGUACCCAUUAUUAUUUCCAUAUGGUGAGGAUGGAUAUAGACCUAAUGUGAGGCACCGUGAUAAAGGGACAGAUAUUCACCACUUCACAGACAUAACACAGUCAGAACAGAACAAUAAAGAUAUUCCUUGGGAAGAAGCAACAAAGCGAAAUCGACUUACAAUAAGAGAGUGGUUGGCCUUUAGAAUUCAAUCAAGAUCUAAUGAAGCAUAA
Messenger RNA from Lathyrus sativus (Indian pea), 1524 nucleotides. Lineage: Eukaryota; Viridiplantae; Streptophyta; Magnoliopsida; Fabales; Fabaceae. The record is from the annotation of a GenBank genome assembly.